AUGUCGCCAUCCGUGUUGACCAACUGUACAUCAGAAGUGUAUGCGCGCCAACUUAUGACCUCUCAGGUUGACGAGAAUACCGUAGUUGAAGACAAUCCGCUGCAGGAACGCUCACGGCAACCUCAGCUGGAUGUACAACGUAGCACUACAAACGUGUUCACUAAAGUGGGUGCUGAAGUGGGAACAGAAGCCUCUAAUAGCGAAGAUUCUGGAAUACGCCCUUGUCAGGCGCCGACCGCGACCCAAUUACAUCAGCCUCGGACUGAAGAGUCCAAUUCAGGAUCUACACCCAUGAAUUGUGCGAACGAAUCUGUGAAUAAUACCGACUCGAGUGUAAAGCGAUCUAGCAAUACAGGGUGCUGCGAGCGCACAUGCACAUCUGCCAAGAAACUGCGCGUGGAUGAGAAAGACUCGAACAGUCAGAAAUACGCCACACUCCGUGCUGGGCCGGUGCGUGCGCUCCAACGGAUAUCUAGUGCAAAAAAGAGCUCACCUGCGAAGUCAAAGAACUCGAGCAUUAAAAGCUAUUUCUCUACCAAAGCAACGAAAUACGAGAAUGGUCUACCAGCGCCUGAAGUGGCUGCAUCAACGAGGGAGCGGCACACACCGCUUCGACUGAAUGUCAAGGCGGACCACUGCAAAGCAAACUCCAGAACUACGGCACAACCCGUACCUGAAUCGUGCGGAGCCAAAACGCGGCCUGCAUUACAUCCUAUCACUCCCGAGGGAAAGCUUCCGCCUUGUAGACAGACGGCUCCCAGUAGCUGCCCUAAGCUUGGAUCUGGAGCUACUCCCUCGAGCACAGCCAUACAACACCCGCUUCAUUCGUCGUCACUGGGUGGAAGUGCGAUGGAGAUCAAUGUUAAGGGACUUCAGGACGAACUGAAGGAAGCUAGAGAUUUGCAAAAGUAUCUGGCGGGCAAGCUGGAAACUUCUAGAAUGAAUGAACGGGCGAUAAACAACAAAUUCGACAAAUCAAAGCAUAUGCUUGUGAAGCUGUUCAGAGAUGAUGUGAUCCAAAGAAGGAAGCGGAUUCGCGAAAUUACAGAAGCGAAUAACUUGAGGCUUGGAUCAUACCAGCCCCGCCGACACGGACAUGAUUUUGUUGAAGCUUGGGUAGACGGAACUGCUGCCAAGGAUAUGAUGAAACGUCUGGACGAAAUUAGGAAAGGUAGGGUGGCGUUGGAAGAAGAAUUUCGACAACUACAAGCAGCAAAGGACGCCACGGAAAGGAACAGUUCGGACACCAGCUUUGACUCACAGCAUGAAAACGAGGAGAAUGUUGACAUGAACAUGAACUCGAACACAACCAAUAGUAAGGAACAAGUUGGGUCAAAGACCACAAAAAGUGAAUUUGCCGUGCCUUGCAGGACCGGCAAUUUACAGACACAGUGCACUCGCGACAACGACGAAGCCUUCCACAGAAAGAAAGAGAUUCUGCACAUCCGCGGAGAUAAUUUGAACAUGAAACAACAAAUUCUGAAUAGCGAGCACAAACAAUUAGAGAAAGAACGGAAUCUUCAUUCUCGGCAAAUCAAGCGGAUUCGGGACGAGGAUAAGUCUGUGUAUAAGAACUGCCCCUUACUACACAACCGGUACUUAUUGUUAGAAUUACUAGGCAAGGGCGGUUUCAGUGAAGUGUACAAAGCAUUUGACUUGGACGAAAUGCGCUAUGUCGCCUGCAAGAUCCACUCGCUGGUAUCGCAGUGGUCCGAAGAGAAGAAGUACAACUACAGCAGGCACGCAACACGGGAGUAUGAAAUACACAAGGAGUUGAAGCAUCCGAAUAUAGUACAGCUCUACGACAAGUUUGUCAUAAAGGAAGAUACAUUUUGUACCGUUUUGGAGUUCUGCGACGGCAACGAUCUCGAUUUUCACCUCAAACAACGUCCAGCAUUACCAGAGAGGGAGGCCAAGUCAAUCAUAGUGCAGCUAUUCGAUGCAUUACAAUAUCUCAACGAACUGGAGCCGAGAGUGGUUCACUACGAUUUGAAGCCAGCGAAUCUCAUGUAUUGCAACGGGGUUGUGAAGAUCACCGAUUUUGGACUCUCGAAAAUAAUGGAAGCACAAAUGAGCGAUGACAGUGAGAUGGAGCUCACAUCCCAAUUUGCUGGAACCUACUGGUACUUACCUCCGGAAGUCUUUGUCACGGGUCACUUCACACCGCGCAUAAAUUCUAAGGUAGAUGUAUGGUCAGCCGGGUGUAUUUUCUACCAGAUGCUAUACGGGAAGAGACCCUUUGGGCACGAACUAUCACAGCAAAAAAUUCUGCGAGAACAAGUGAUACUGAAGGCCCGUCAAGUAGAAUUUCCAAAGCGAGACAUAAGUCAAGAUACGAAGCUAACACGAGCUGUGACACCCGUAGACCGAUUUCGAGGAUUCCAAUUAUCAGCCGAGUAGGAUUUACUUCUAGUCCCCGUUCAAAGUAUAAGACCCAAUCAGUACAAACAUGUUUGCCUAAAAACGGAAAGAUCCACUUCCAUAAUGUGGCUAAACGAUCUUUGUUAAGACUCAGUGGGACUAGUGGACUACAGCAAUGAACCAAUGUAUCUUCACCUGUUGAAAAACUUUGCCGCCCAGCUGCUGGCAGAUUUAAAUAGGGGGGCUCUAGGCUUAAAAAUCCCACACGCGUCCUCUAAGUAAAGGUUUUGGAUAACAAACAUGCACCUCGUCUACUAGAGAGGAAUGUGACUAAGCAAUCACAGCUUGUAAGACUAAAUAAAAUAACGUCACUAGACAACACAUACGCACGUGUACUUGCG
This is a messenger RNA of Sphaeroforma arctica JP610, 2762 nucleotides long. RefSeq names its product TLK protein kinase. NCBI's taxonomy places the organism in Eukaryota, Ichthyosporea, Ichthyophonida. The record is from RefSeq and is a predicted model, not a curated record. Gene Ontology annotation, biological process: chromosome segregation; peptidyl-serine phosphorylation; intracellular signal transduction. Gene Ontology annotation, cellular component: nucleus. Gene Ontology annotation, molecular function: protein serine/threonine kinase activity; ATP binding. The transcript has 8 exons. Bases 1 to 2400 code for a protein of 799 amino acids.